Molecule: messenger RNA, 243 nt
Organism: Parnassius apollo (apollo)
Lineage: Eukaryota; Metazoa; Arthropoda; Insecta; Lepidoptera; Papilionidae
Source: the annotation of a GenBank genome assembly
AUGUACUAUGGCACGUGGCGAGUGAAUGGUCAGCUUGCGGUUUCUCGAGCUAUUGGUGACGCAAAUUACAAACCGUACGUGACGGCACAGCCGGAGAUUGCGCUUGUGGAGUUGGACGGCGAUGAGGACUUCAUCGUGGUUGCGUGCGACGGGCUGUGGGAUUUCGUCACCGAGGAUGAAGUGGCGUUCGCGAUCUACUCACAAAUCGCUAAGGACUCGGGUGAGUACUUGAAUGAAAUUUAA